AUGGAACUGAUCAAAACUGGAAUAGCUUUGUUUCUUUUGUCGUUUUGGUUACUGGUCCUGGCUGAAGAACAGGAAGAGCAAAUUUGCGAUACACGAGAAUUAACACAACAGUUCAUCAAAGUACCGGCAAAAGUAUCGAGUUGGACGAGCUCCACGCCACUGGAUCUGUAUCAUUGCAAUGGAUUUGACUACAGCGUAGCGCACAUAUUUAUGGAUGUUUAUUUGCAAAUUAAUCUAACAAACGAGGACACUUAUCAACUGUAUCAGGGCGAGAAUUGUUCACAAAUGCUACAGCACUAUCGCGAUGAUCAGCGUCUUUGGGGCCUUGUGCGUCGUGUAAAAUUGUUACGCUCCAAACAGCUAAGUCCGUUUCAAAGCACCGUGGUUGGCAUCAGAACGCAGCGCCCGUAUGCUGUGAAAUUGCGAGUGUGGAUAAAGGCACAAUUUUUGCCAUUAAUUUCAGAAAUCAAUUACAUGCGCUUGGCAGUUUUUCUCGGCGGGCUGGCGUUAUUCGUAAUGUCUCAAACGUUGGUUCGAAAUGCUUUCUUUUACUACACAAGUGGUUGCAUGAUUGGCGUUCUUGCUUCCCUUCUGAUCGUUGGAUUCGUUGUUUAUCGCUUUACACCAAAGGUUCGAGCUUUUGUAAUUUUAUGA
Gongylonema pulchrum is the source of this 654-nucleotide messenger RNA. NCBI's taxonomy places the organism in Eukaryota, Metazoa, Nematoda, Chromadorea, Rhabditida, Gongylonematidae. The record is from the annotation of a GenBank genome assembly.